AUGGCUCCUAUUCACUAUGCUUGUUUAAAAGGAAGGCAGGAGCUGGUCCAGUACAUUAUAGAUCAUUUAACAUCACCAGAUGAAAGUCAAUUGAUUGACAUUAUCCUCAAGCAUAAAAUUAAUAAUGGUCAAACAGCUUUGCAUUUAGCCUGUGAGAGUGGUAAUAUUCAAUUGGUCACAUUUCUAAUAAAUGUUAUGAAAUGUGAUGUCAAUGCUAAGGAUACAUGUGGUCAAGGAUGUGUCACUUCAGCCUGUUUAUCAGGAAAUCUUGAUUUAGUACAAUUACUAAUACAACAGUAUAAGCUUGAGCCUUUAGCUGCUGAUAAAUAUGGCAUAACAGCAUUACAUGCAGCAGCACAGACUGGUCAUACUCAUGUACUGGAAUGGUACAGUCAGGAGUAUAGUGUGGAUAUUACUAAUCACACUAGCAAAAACAAGUACACACUAGCUCAUUCAGCUGCUUAUAAAGGUAAGCUACAUUGUCUACAACAAUUGAUCAACAAGUAUCAUUGUGAUAUUAAUGCCACUACUACUAAUGGUAUUACAGCUCUUCAUAAAGCAUCUGAAGGAGGUCAUGUUCCUGUUGCACUUUAUCUCACUAGUCUUCCUCAGU
Messenger RNA from Amphimedon queenslandica, 613 nucleotides. Its product is annotated as putative ankyrin repeat protein RF_0381. Gene Ontology annotation, molecular function: protein binding. Lineage: Eukaryota; Metazoa; Porifera; Demospongiae; Haplosclerida; Niphatidae. The annotation marks the transcript as partial. The record is from RefSeq and is a predicted model, not a curated record. The transcript has a single exon.